Engraulis encrasicolus (European anchovy) is the source of this 1310-nucleotide messenger RNA. Its product is annotated as butyrophilin-like protein 1. Gene Ontology annotation, biological process: negative regulation of T cell proliferation; cellular response to lipopolysaccharide; immune response. Gene Ontology annotation, cellular component: external side of plasma membrane. The transcript is spliced from 9 exons. NCBI's taxonomy places the organism in Eukaryota, Metazoa, Chordata, Actinopteri, Clupeiformes, Engraulidae. The record is from RefSeq and is a predicted model, not a curated record. Bases 126 to 1310 code for a protein of 394 amino acids.
CGUAGCUAGGCUAUGUAACUAAGUGUUUGAACGUUCUUGCAGGCUUCAACAAGUCUCCUUUUACCUUUAGCGGUUCAUCAGAGAAUGUUGCAGAUAGUUUCAAUUUUCAGAUUGUGAAAGAAGAGAUGGUGAAGCUAUUGGUUUCCGACGUGGCAUGGGUGGUGUUUUUGACCUUCACCUUGACAGCGUCUGAGGGUUUCCAACUGCAGGGUCCCUCUGGUCCUCUAGUUGCCCAGCUGGGAGGGUCUGUCCUGCUGCCCUGUGCUGCUGAAUCCCCCCUGCCUCUGGAGGAGCUGGAGGUGGAGUGGAGAAGAGCAGACUCUGGUGCCCUGCUGCACCUCUUCCAGGAGGGAGAGGAGAGACCAGAGUCACAGGAUCAUGUGUAUGCGGGAAGGGCACACUUCUUUACAGAGGAGGUUGCCAGAGGGAACUACUCCAUCAUGCUACACAAUGUGACAAUGCAAGAUGCAGGAAAUUACACAUGUAAAGUGUUUACAAAUGUAGAGUCAAGCAAUAUCAUAGUAGAGGUGUAUUUAGAACGCCUCUGGGUGAGUGGAGGAGGUGUGGUGUUUGCUCAUGCAGCUGAUGAAGUGGUCCUGAACUGCUCUGUGGACUCCCACAUACCUGCAGACAAACUAGAGGAGGUCACGUGGAGGAGGAAAGAUAAGACGUUGGUGCUGCUUUACCAAGAUGGUGAGGUUGUCUCAGAAUCUUCAGAUCCAAAGUAUCAAGGCAGAGUUCAGUUCUACAGCGAAGACAUUUCAAAAGGCGACUUGUCAUUGAGACUGAAGGACAUCAGGACGGAGGAUAAAGGGGAAUACAUCUGUACAGCCCACAGUGGAGAUCUGUCAGCCAACACCACUGUGGUCCUAAAAGCACUCGGAUUUUCUAAUGUGCACAUAUCUAUACUGGUGUUGUGCACCAUAACCCUAUUGUACACCUUGGGAUACACUAUACUUGCCUGGCUCCUUCUGCGGAAGAAAGAGAACAGUCCAACAGCUUGCUUGAUCCAUUUCAGUCGCUUUCUGUGUCCAGAUAUCCUUUUGGGUAUAUGUUUUAUACUUUGGGGAUUUGCUGAGGGAUCUCUGGGAGAGGCAUCUGCUUGUGCUACUCUCAACUUUGUCCGUGUUCUUCUGCUAAUGAAGACUGCUCCUUAUCUAGACCAGCUCCCAGGUAUCUUCCACAAACUGAAGACUCUGGGUGCACCAGCUGUAUAUACGAUGGUAACAAUUGUUGUAUUAUCAGUGCAUUACAGGAGCAAGCAAAAUCUUUUGGAAGCGCUGAGCACAAUGGACCUCUACGCAACAUAG